This is a messenger RNA of Drosophila mojavensis, 693 nucleotides long. RefSeq lists its product as uncharacterized. Gene Ontology annotation, cellular component: membrane. The transcript has 2 exons. The record is from RefSeq and is a predicted model, not a curated record. Gene Ontology annotation, biological process: sensory perception of taste. Lineage: Eukaryota; Metazoa; Arthropoda; Insecta; Diptera; Drosophilidae. The coding region runs from base 1 to 693 and encodes 230 amino acids.
AUGUUACGCCACGAUUCAGCUCCGCCGCGUUGCUGGCAAUUGGCCUUGCGUCGCAUCUUCAAAGCUCAGGAUUUCUAUGGCAGCAUACGGCCGAUGAUUGGGAUGGCCCUGGUGUUGGGCAUUACGCCGUAUUCCAUCUGUCGCGACGGUUGCCAGGGCGAGCAAGUGGUGCGCGAAUCGUGGUAUGGAUUUGCCAAUGCCAUCAGCCGCUGGCUACUGAUCGCCUAUUGCUACUUGUACACACUGCAGCAGAAGGAGAGCCUAAUUGGCUACUUCAUGCACAACCACAUCUCGCAGCUGAGUGCCCGGAUGCAUGACGUCGCCGGCAUCGUUGCCGGCAUCGUCAUACUCAUAUUGCCGCUUUUCCUGCGCCGUCAUCUACGCAACGCCCUUGAGAAACUGGUGCGCGUCGAUAGGCAUCUGGACCACCUGAGUUUUCCCAUUGACUAUAGGCAGGUUCAAUAUCAAAUUCUGUUGGUGUUACUGCUGGUCUCCACCCUGGAUUCCACCAUCAUAAUUGUCUGCCUCGUCUGCCUGUCCAUUAUGGAGGUGAAGCCCACAUUUCAGCUAAUUUUUAGCAUGAUGUACGAGCUGAUCAUCAUAUCGAUAACCAUUUGCAUGUUUUGUUUGUUGGCCGGCUCUAUUCAACGCCGCUUCAAAAAGUUGCACAAGCCGCUCACAUACCUGACAUAA